AUGACAUUAAACACACCGACUGAUGCAUCUCAUACUAAAGAGAAUGACUUGAAAAGACGAAAAGUGCGCAAAGGAACGACAAGUUGCUGGGAAUGCAAACGCCGCAAGAAGCGAUGCGAGUUCGGACUAGAAUCCACCUCCAUUUGUCACCACUGUCAGCGUUUUGGCCUCACAUGCAUUAGCCAAGAGUUCGCUGACCCCGAUGCCAAUCAAAAUGGCCAGCUUGGUCAGCGUAUUGAUCAAGUAGAGGCUCUAGUACAUCGUCUGGUCGAGGAAAGGAAAGGCCACUUGGAAUUGAUUCCAAGCACAGUGCUACAACAAAGGAACCCCGGGAACUUGCCGACAUUACGAUCAGUGAACCAUGAAAGACUCUCCCGAGGACGUUCUCUCACUGGAUUCUUAUUUUCAAUAUUCCCAGAUCAGGCUACGGCUUCCAUCAUUCUAAGCAGCAAAAAGCUAUUCGCGUCUCCUCUUCAAUUGGCUCAGAAAUUAAAGGACGAUCCGAUGAGUAUCACAAUAAUGGAUCAGGGCUAUUUUCAGCCCGCGUCAAACGAGCAUCCAAUUAUGUUUGCACAGAUGCUUAUCAAGCUCGCCAUUUGCUUAAAGCAAUUUGGGCCUUCGUCGUCUAAACAACUCACACGACGGAUGAAUGAGCCCCUCGACAAAGUUGCGAAGCGAUACGUGGACUCUGCAUCCCACUUUGUCAUUUCGCAAGAUUAUUUAGUUGGGUCACUUGACGGCCUAGAAACUAUGAUACUUCAAUCGUGUUAUUAUGCUACGAGCGGUGACUACCGGAGUGCAUGGGAGAUUCAACGUCGCGCGGCAGCGAUCGCGCAGACUAUUGGUCUUCCAAAUUUGGCAGAAGAGUCUGGUGGUCGGGCAGAGCGUCUUUGGUUUCAAAUUACGUACAGCGACCGAUUUUUAUCACUCAUUCUCGGUGUUCCGUUCUCAGUUGCCAAUAAUUCUUUCGCUAGCGCAGCUCGACUAUCUGCUAGCUCUCCGAUGGAGAGAUUAGAGCGCAUACACACUCUUGUGGCUGGCCGCAUAAUUGUCAGAAAUGUUCGCAUGCAGCGCAUUACCGGACUUCAGGAACCUGAGACACAAUUUUAUGGGCAUUACAAAGAAACUAAAUCCAUUGACAGCCAGCUGAAGAAGGCAACACGAAUCCUACCAACGAAUUGGUGGCUAGUUCCAUCUUUGGACGAUGUUUGCGAUCAUCAGACCCCAGAAACAGCCCCCAGAGUUCUAGCGCAAAUGCACCAGUACUAUUUGCUAGUCCUUUCACAUCAGCCCUAUCUGAUUUAUAAUCAAUUCACAGCGCUUGUUCAAGCCGAUUACAAUUAUAGCAAGGUAGCUGCGGCAUCGGCGAGUCGUGAAGUAUUGAUACGGUAUCUUCGAAUUCGCAAUUGCCGUCGAUCACCCUCAUAUAGAGGACUUGAUGAAAAGGCUUUUCUCUGCUGCGUCGUGCUGAUAUUUGCUCACUUUCUUUGUCAUGGUAAUGACGAUGCGGAUUUUCUUGAUCAUAUGCGAGCCUAUGAUCUUGCGACAAUUGAAAUGGUUCUUAAUCUUUGGCGUGAGAUCUCAACUACACUGGAAGAUCCUCAAUGUGAUUUUCACACAAGCAAAGUCAGAAGGUUUAUGGAAAUUGAAGAAGAUGCAGCGAACGGGGGUUACUAUAGUACAUGCACCGAGGGCGAGACCAGUUCAGGGUCUAUAAAAGAUAUAACAGAUAGCCCGCUUGAGUUUCGACUGUCUUUUCCAUAUUUCGGUGUUGUUUCGAUCUCGUCGCGAGCACCUCAAAGGCCGGACGCAGAAUAUCAAUCCAGUGCAGGGGAAGGGUUAUUGGAAAAAUAUCCAGAAGAGCAGACUUUAAAUUUUGAUGAUUCACAAUUUCAGCCGUCUACCUGGCCGACAACCUGGGAAUUGGGGUCCCCGGGAGUUGAUAUGACAUGGCUUGACAAUUGGAUACACGUUGAACCAGAUGAUGACAGAGGUCAUAGCUGA
Molecule: messenger RNA, 2004 nt
Organism: Penicillium angulare
Lineage: Eukaryota; Fungi; Ascomycota; Eurotiomycetes; Eurotiales; Aspergillaceae
Exons: 1
Coding region: 1-2004 (667 amino acids)
Biological process (GO): regulation of DNA-templated transcription; DNA-templated transcription
Molecular function (GO): DNA binding; DNA-binding transcription factor activity, RNA polymerase II-specific; zinc ion binding
Source: RefSeq, a predicted model, not a curated record